AUUUGUUAUAUAUAUGUAUGAAAGUUUGCAGAGUGAUGAACUUCGCGCUUGUUGAGGGCUGUCAUGGAGUUUACUUGCUUGAGCAAAGGCAAGGGUUACUAUUUCCCGCCAUGCCAUAUUUUGGAUGUGUGUGGUUUUAGGAUUCUAUUUGAUUGUCCUCUGGACCUUUCGUCUCUAGCAGUGUUCUCUCCUGUUCCGAACGAUGCAGUAGCUCACGAUGAGAGGCGAAAAGCAGACAAGCCUCUGGAUGCGGGGAGUUUAAUUUGUGCCGAACCACGUUAUAGAACUGUGAAGAAUUUGCUCCUAUGGAAUGUCUCUUUUAUAGAUUUAGUGUUGAUAUCGAGUCCUAUGGGGAUGCUAGGGCUGCCUUUUCUUACUCGGAACAAAGAUUUUUCAGCCAAGGUGUAUGCUACUGAAGCUGCUGCUAAAAUUGGGAAAUUCAUGUUGGACGACCUUGUCAAUAUGCACAAGGAAUUUAGGCAAUUUUACGGACCUGAGGAGACUGAAGGUCCUAAGUGGAUGAAAUGGGAUGAAGUUGAAAAACUUCCGUUUGAAUUAAGGCAGGUUAUGCUAGGUACGGAUGGGUUGAAGUUCGGUGCUUGGAUGCCAUUAUACAGUGCAGCUGAUGUGAAGGCUUGCUUGCUGAAGGUCAUGGCUCUUAAAUAUGCUGAAGAAGCUUGCUACAAUGGCAUAUUGAUCAUAAAAGCAUUUAGUUCUGGUUUAGAAAUAGGAUCAUGCAAUUGGAGCAUUACUACACCGAAGGGAAACAUUGCUUACAUGUCAAGUUCUGUUUUCUCGCCCGCUACAGCAAUGAGUUUUGAUUACAAAGCAUUUGAGAGAAGUGAUGUGAUUUUAUUUUCAGAUUUCUCUUUUUGCAAUGCUCCAGAAAACUUUGACAGUGGCCUAGAUGGCAAAAACUUAUCAAAUUUAAGUGAGGAUGACAUGCAUUUAGAAGCAAGGUCUGUACUGAUUAAUGAUGAUGAGUAUCUGGAAGAGAUGGAAAAAUUGAAUUUCAUAUCCUCAUGUGCCAUUGAUUCCAUCAAAGCUGGUGGUUCAGUUCUAAUUCCUAUAGGACGACUGAGUAUCAUUCUUCAGCUGCUGGAGCGAUUUUCUCAGGCCAUGGCAUCUGAAGAUAGGAAGGUGCCCAUUUAUGUGGUUUCUACUGUUGCAGAAGAGCUUAUGGCAUAUACAAAUAUCAUUCCAGAAUGGUUAUGCGAGCAUUGGCAAGAUCGUCUUUACUCUGGUCAACCGAUAUUUGCUCAUUCAGAGAUGCUAAAAGAUAAAAAGCUUCAUUUGUUUCCAGCCAUCCACUCACUUGAAUUAUUAACAAUUUGGCAGGAACCUUGCAUAGUCAUUUGUCCUCACUGGAGUCUGCGACUUGGUCCUGUUGUUCAUUUGCUCCGCCGGUGGUGUUGGGAUCGAAAUUCACUACUUGUGAUGGAGGAAGGGGUGGAUGCUAAAUUGGCUCUCUUGCCUUACCAGCCAAUGGCAAUGAAAGUCCUCCAAUGCUCUUUUAUUUCCGGAAUAGACAUGCGAAUAUGUCCCCGCUUACUGAAGAUGCUGCAGCCUAAAAAUGUUCUGUUUCCUGAGACAUUGAGGCAGCAGAUUGUUCGUUUGGAAACUUCCCUUUCGUUCACAUACUAUUCUGAAAAUAAAACUGUAUGUUUCCCAUACCCGAAGGAAAACUCAGAACUGGACAUUGAAGUUGAAUUGGCCUGUCGGCUACAUUACACAACAUUGAAGCACCAAAAAGACAUGACUGUCGCGAGGUUGAAAGGAGAGUUCACGAUCAAGAAUGGGAGAUACAGUUUAAUCUCCAGGAGCCGAGAAUUAAUUGCUUCCCAGUCAAGGCCACAGGUUUACUCUGGCCACGUCGAUACAAAUGCUCUGGUGACAGCACUGCAGAUGAUGGGCAUGGUUACUACUGUUGAGGAAAUGAAAUGUGUCGACGGAUCUCACGAGGGAUCACUGAUACACGUCGUGGAGCCCCGCAAAGCCGUUGUCGAAGCCACAAGAACACAAACACUGAUCAGCACUGGAGAUGAAGAUGCAGCUUCCCUUAUUUCGCAGGCGGUACGUACCAUCUUGGAUUGCAUUUGAUUCUUGUUAUUUCCCUCAUUUUUUGCUGGAAAAUAAUUUGUAUCUGUAGUGUAGUGUGAAGUGAAUUUGUAAUGAUUUGUUUAGCAUGUCUUAACUUGACUGGAAGAGUAGAGAAAAUUUGUUGAUGAAUUUGUAAUGAUAAUGUAUUUGAAUAAAAUAACAUCUCUAUAUAUAUACAUAUU
Molecule: messenger RNA, 2282 nt
Organism: Andrographis paniculata
Lineage: Eukaryota; Viridiplantae; Streptophyta; Magnoliopsida; Lamiales; Acanthaceae
Exons: 12
Coding region: 64-2100 (678 amino acids)
Biological process (GO): snRNA processing
Cellular component (GO): integrator complex
Source: RefSeq, a predicted model, not a curated record